This is a messenger RNA of Neodiprion virginianus, 4046 nucleotides long. Its product is annotated as transcriptional repressor CTCFL. Bases 341 to 2578 code for a protein of 745 amino acids. The transcript is spliced from 14 exons. Gene Ontology annotation, molecular function: RNA polymerase II cis-regulatory region sequence-specific DNA binding; DNA-binding transcription activator activity, RNA polymerase II-specific. Lineage: Eukaryota; Metazoa; Arthropoda; Insecta; Hymenoptera; Diprionidae. Gene Ontology annotation, biological process: regulation of transcription by RNA polymerase II. The record is from RefSeq and is a predicted model, not a curated record. Gene Ontology annotation, cellular component: nucleus.
UUGAACUUUCGUAGUCGAUUGUCGCCAUAUUGGCUUGUAGCUCUUACACAACGCCCUCACACGAAUAAUUCCGAGUUAAAAGGUAAGCGAAUAUUAUCGGGAAUAACGAUUUGGAAGUGCAGUGUUAAUGUGAUAAUCCGCGUACUAAGUGAGCGUGUGAAACUCCGUGCGGCAUCGAACUAUUCACGGUGAGUAGAACCCCGCAGUAUUACGGUAAAUGCUUCGGUCCGUUGUGGCGGAGGACGGAACGCAUCCUCCUAGCUGCGCCCUCCAUAUUGAUGACAGCGCCGACGGUGAAGAAUAUUGAGGACCGAGGAGCACUAGCGUAUGGUUACACACGAUGUCCGGUAACGUAGCUGCGAUUAAGUUGGAAGAGGGGCAAGAGUCUGUCACGGAGAUACAGACGUACCUCGAGACAUUCAACAAAGAAAUUGAGGGAGGCCAGGGCGAACAGCUUCAGCAUGUACAACUGCAACAAGUUGAGGGUCUCACCGGUGGGGACGAUGGUGGCACCUACUUUGUCGAUCAAUCUGGCCAGUACUAUUAUCAAGCCAGUAGCGACGACCCACCAGUUAUGACUCAAGUACAAAUUCAAGAAGCAGACGAUGGGGAAGGUCAGAACGACGGCGAAGAUGGUCAGGAUGAACAGUACCACGAAAUAGAAGAGCUUGAGAAUGUGCAGAGUGGAGAGAAUGCGAGUAAACAGGGUACAGUAUCCACGAAUGGAAAUAGCCAAGUGGUUAUUAACUCUGGUGACGCGUAUCAAACAGUGACAAUUGUGCCGUCAGAUACAAACCCAGGUGAAGUUAGCUACGUGUUAAUCGUGCAGCAGCCUGAAUCUGAGGAAAAAGAUGGUCGAACGGAAGACGUGGAAGUGGGCGAAGGUGAGGAAGGGGAACAAGAUUUAACUGUUUAUGACUUUGAGGACAAUGAGGACAACGACGCACCUGUUGAGUCCGAAGCUGAAGAUGAUAAGACAAAAAUAAUCAAAUUCAUCCCUAAGAAAUCACAGACCGUGACACAGGCUCACAUGUGUAACUACUGCAAUUACACAAGUCCCAAGCGAUAUCUCUUAUCUCGCCACAUGAAAUCUCACUCCGAGGAAAGACCACAUAAAUGUAGCGUUUGUGAAAGAGGCUUUAAGACUUUGGCUUCCCUGCAGAACCACGUUAACACACAUACGGGAACAAAACCUCAUCACUGCAAGUUCUGCGACAGCGCUUUCACUACGUCUGGUGAACUUGUAAGACAUGUUCGGUACAGACAUACCCAUGAAAAGCCGCACAAAUGUCAUGAGUGUGAUUACGCCUCGGUUGAGUUGUCCAAACUUAAACGACACAUUAGGUGCCACACUGGAGAACGUCCCUAUCAGUGUCCACAUUGUACGUAUGCAAGUCCAGACACCUUCAAGCUGAAACGUCAUUUGCGCAUUCAUACGGGCGAAAAACCAUAUGAAUGUGAUAUCUGCCAAGCAAGAUUUACACAGUCUAACAGUUUAAAGGCUCACAAGCUAGUUCACAACGUUGGAGAUAAGCCCGUAUUUCAAUGUGAAUUAUGCCCAACAACGUGCGGAAGAAAAACUGACCUCAGAAUUCACGUUCAAAAGUUACACACUUCUGAUAAGCCGUUGAAAUGCAAGAGAUGUGGCAAGACAUUCCCUGACAGGUAUAGUUACAAACUUCACAAUAAAACGCAUGAAGGUGAGAAAUGUUACAAGUGCGACCUCUGCCCGUACGCUUCAAUAUCAGCUCGUCACCUUGAGAGUCACAUGCUCAUUCAUACGGAUCAAAAACCGUAUCAGUGUGAUCAUUGCUAUCAAUCAUUUAGGCAAAAACAAUUGCUUAAACGCCACUGUAAUCUAUACCACAAUCCUUCCUACGUACCGCCACCACCUCAAGAGAAGACACAUCAAUGUCCAGAGUGCGAAAGACCGUUCAGCUGCAACCCGGUUAUGGGUUGGAAAGUGUCUUGUUCUGGUGCUAAAUACAGGCACAAAGGAAACCUCAUACGACACAUGGCUGUACAUGAUCCUGAAUCGUCCCUUCAAGAAAAACAACUGGCCCUUAAAAUUGGACGUCAAAAGAAGAUACAAAUCAUUGAUGGUCAAAGGGUUGAAGUUAUGACUGGAGACUUAGCUUCUAAACUUAAAGGUUACGAUGACGAAGAUGAAGAAGACGAGGAUGAGAUGAUGGCCGUCGAAGGAAGCGACGGGCAGCAAUAUGUCGUCUUGGAAGUGAUCCAGUUAGCAGAUAAUCAAGGAACUGAUCAGAUGGCUGUUGUUGCUAGCGAAGAUGGAGAUUUGGUGAUGCAAGAUCCUUUGAGUCAGGAUGAAGUAGUGGGUGGAACGGAAGAAGGUGAGGAGGAAGAAGAAGAGGAAGUAGAAGAACAUCAAGAAACCAUCGAAUUGAAACUAGAAGAUAGUACCCAUAAUACCAGAAAAUCAACACGAUUGUCCGAAUCAUCGCAAAACGAUCCAAAGCUACAAAAAGACAUGGAAACCUGCUUCGGUUUUGACGAGGAAGAGGAAGAGGACGAGGAAGACGAUAGCAAUAUUCAUCUAUUACAGACAAUAUCGUAAUAAAGAAACACCGGGGGUAAUGUACCUAUACAUAGCUACCUACCUACUUAAUAGUCAAAUAUUUUUCUCUUCAAAUAUGUUACAUAUAACUAUACAUAAGUGAUAAGCAGUGACAUUGCAGAGACUGUGUGAACAGAUUAGAUCAUACACCCACAGAUAAACACCCAUAUUAUAAUAAUUUAUAGAUAUGUAGUAAUUUUAAGCUUUUACAUUGGAUAAUAAUUGUAAUGAUGACCUUAUUAUUAAUGUUGUUAUUAUUUUUAUUAUGAAAUAUGAGGUACUACUUAGGUUAUGCAACAAUUGUAAUAUGUAAAGCGAGCGCGGCGAAAAUGAUGUUGGAACAUAUUUACAUCGUGCUCAGUAAUUCUUUUAAAGUGGAUAGCAAGAAGUUAGAUUUACAGUUAAAUUGAAUACAUGUUAGCGGUACGAUAUACGGUAUAAUAGUUUGAAAUUUGUUAUUUCAAAACACAGGUGAUUUGAUGGUAUUGAAAAGUGUUAUAUGUAAGCAUUAUCAUCCACCAUACAUUGAAAUUACCAAUUUCAUCUUGGGUACAAAAAUGAAGUCUCGUCGAAAAUUUGACGAACUUACAAAAUUGAAACCAGUUCAAUGCGCUUUGUAAAUAAGUGCUUAUUAUGAUUAUGUUACCUAUAUUUCAAGUAAGAUUUGGGCCGAUAGAUAUACAUAAAGUACAUUAAAUAUACAAACAAAACUUGGACAAGAUAUAUUCUGAUUCAAUGGUGUAUCAUGUGUCUACUGGCACGAUUACGUAAUUGGGUUUAUCUGAUAUCGCGACAAACGUAAUUUCCAAUUUUCAAUGCACUCACAAAAAAUUUUAGAUUUUCUGAAUGGUCUAAUAUUAAUUAAAACGAUGAUGAAAUAAUGGCAAUGUGUUAUCAAAGUAAGACAAUCGAUUUCCUGGUAUUCACAAACGUUAUCAUAGAACGUACUCUAUUUUUUUAGUCGUGGAAACAUUAUUUGAAUGUUCUUCACUGUUAUCUGUAUCAUUUUUCUGCCGAGGCUGCAUCUGAUAUUACCACUUUCUUGUGACUAAGAUGAAGUUAUACCGCACAAUAUUUAUCAUAUCAGGGAUCACCUGACUCGCCAUUACAUCUACAGAUUCUGUUUCAUUUUUUUUCCCUUGAACCGAGUUUUAAUUUUUAGGACUUCGUUCCAGGUUAAAUAAGAAUAAGUUCUAAACUUUCGGUACAGUGUAAGAUAAGAUAAACUCAAUUUAUUCAUAUGUACAGAAACAAAAUAUUCAAGAAAAGGGAAAAAAAAAUUGAAUAAGAACAAACCCAUAAACAAUGUAAUAACUAUAGUGAAUCGUAAGUAAUCAGGUAGAAAAACAAUUUUGUUCGAUGCACGAAUGUUUAGUUCAUAUUUGUGUUUAGAUAGCACGAUUUUUUCACAUGCAAAUUAACCUAGUGUUAAAGAAAUCAAAAAAAGAAUAAAAGAAUAUUAUAUUAA